AUGAGCGACAAUCAUCAACAGUCGUCAUUUGAUAAGGCGAUCGGGGAAUUUACGCAGGAUUUACGGAGAAGAGACGUGGAAGACUUUCACUCCACGAAGCUUCAUCACUUGAAGACAACUAUCGCCAACUUACAAGCUGAGCAACACUCGCACCGACGACUACAGGACCUGACCCGGCUGCAACGCUUCCUUGAGGCAAUUGAGCAGUUCGGAAAAGUAAUCUCGACUUUUUAUCGCAACAAUGACGUGCUUGCAUUUGUCUGGGGACCCCUCAAGUUUUUGCUCCAGGCAACGAGCAUCAAUGACAAAGCAUUCGGCGAAGUUUUGAGUGCAUACGAGCACAUGGGAGAGAAUCUUCCACUUCUCGUACAGUGUCAAGGCCUAUUUCGCGUCAGACCGCACAUGGUCCGAGUCCUCGCUCUCAUGUAUGAGGGGAUACUCAAGUUUCAGCGCAUCAUCUUGCGCUACUUCCAACAGCCCCUUUGGCAAAGAGUUUUUAGUGAAUCAUGGACAACAUGCAAGUCUCGCUUUUCCAACAUUUUCCGCGACAUUGCCCAACAUCGCAGCUUGAUUGAAAGCCAGGCCACCCCUUCCCAAGUCGAGGAGAUUCAGGAAAACAUCCAGCGGUCCCGACAGGCUCAGGAAAUCGAGUUCGAUGAGCAAAACGAACGACGACUCGGAGAGGUUCAUAACUGGCUAAGACCAGCGGAUGUGGACGUCGACCAUGCAACUUUUCUUAAGGUUCGUGCGGAUUAUCCCGGAACAGGCAAAUGGCUUCUUGAAAACGAGUCUUUCAAGGAUUGGUUUCACCCGCAAUAUGCCCCGGUACCUCCUUUACUUUGGCUCAGUGGCAUCCCUGGAGCAGGUAAAACAAUGCUUGCUUCUCUGGUUGUACAGAAAGCGUCAGAGCUCAAGCCUGCGCCAACCGUGUUAUAUUUCUACUGCAAGCACGAAAACCCGGAACGGGAUAACUUCGUUGCCCUUGGACGAAGUCUACUUGCACAAUUCUUACAUCAUAACAACGAGCUAUUGCCUUCUUUUUACCAGAAGUUCUGUCGCAGCGGUCAAGUUGUCCUGUCUUCUCCAAUUCUGGUUGAAGAACUCCUGACUUUAGCUUUUGGAAACUGCAAAAGCGCAUAUAUUAUCCUCGAUGGCUUGGACGAGUGUCCCCGCGACCAGCGAAAAUACAUCACAAAAUGGUUCCGUAAGCUCAUCGAGGAUCUUCCUAGCAAAGAGGCCGACCGCUUGCGCUGUCUCUUUGUUAGUCAAGACGAUGGUCCUGCUCGGAAAGACUUUGACGACUUGGCUAGCAUCAAGAUUGCAGAUGAAGACACUCAGCAUGACAUCGAAGAAUAUUGUCGGGUCCAAGCUAGGAAGCUACUCGAAAACAAUCCGUCUCUGCCAGGCGAGAAGGUUGACUGGAUCGCAAUGACUGUGUCCAAAUCCGUAAAAGGCAGGUUGCCCCAUCAUUCGUGCAGUUUCUUUUUCAUUCACUCGCUAACAAGGCAUCAAGGACUCUUCUUGCUUGCUAGUUUGAUAUGGACGAACCUGUCCAAUCAUACUUCAAUUGAGAGGUUGGAAAAAGAACUUGAACCCAAUGUGUUCCCUAAGCAGAUCAAUGAUGCAUAUCGCCGUAUCAUGGUCCGAAUAAAUGAGCAGGCAGUGCCUGAAGCGAGGGAAGAUUCCUUGCGGCUUCUAAGAUGGCUCGUUUGUGCGAAGAGGCCGCUAAAAUGGCAUGAAAUACAGGUGAUGAAUUCUGUCAACCGCGAUGAGAGACGUAUCGCAUUUGAACGUCAGAGUUUCAUAAAACACCCCAAGGACUUACUGGCCUCUUUGGUAGAAAAGCGGAGUGACGGCAGUCUUGACUUUUGUCAUUUGUCCGUCAAAUUUUUUCUGCUCGAGGAAGAAGGAUAUGUGGAACCCUCCAGUGAAGAACUGAACCUAGCAAUUCUAUGUAUCGACUAUUUGAACCUUCCUGCUUUUAUACUUCCACCCACCAAGGAAGGUGUACUGAAUGGCGACUAUGGUUUCAUGGAUUAUGCCGCCCUGUUCUGGCUCCGGCACAUGGAAGUUGGAAUAGCCCUCAAAGAUGGCGAAAAAGAAGAAGUGAUGGAAGAUCUCUCAGAGUCCCUAGAGAUCCUCAUAGACCGGCAUUGGAAUUCUCCAACUAUCCAACUUACCCUCGCAAAGCGGCAUAGCGACAAGCUUCAGCACUUCAGAGAGUUGCCCUUCUAUGACCAACUCGAACAAGCAGUAGCAUCGACAAAGCAGCAACUGAAAAAGUUUGGCAACACAAAGAUGGAAGAAAACGCCCUGAACCUUGCGCGCAUGGUCUGCGACGUCCGAAGGAUACUCGAAAGCACUAUCAACGAUGAUUCACAACAUAUCGACCGGACAUUCAUCGAGGAGAGAUAUGGUACCAAUAUUUACAAGUGUCCUCGUUUCAGUUGUCAGUUCUUUACUGUAGGAUUCAUCUCAGCUGCUGAACGAGAUAAACACAUCAGCAAACACGAGCGACCAUUCCGAUGCACAGACGAAACGUGUGUAGGUUACACAUUUGGCUUCUCCACAACAGUUGAACGCGAAAAGCAUAUGAGGGAGAACCAUUCAGAAGGCACAGUCCAGGACGAAGAGUUUCCGACUGAGCAAGACGUCUACCGCAGCAUUCUAGAUCAGCAGAAUGCAGCAGAGAGACGCAAGUCUCCAGAUCCUCCCAACAGGGACGAUGGCACAGGAGAUGCCACCACAGCUGCGUCCGAAGAAGCUUUAUCGGAAGCCGAGUCAGAAGUGGAACCACAGUACCAACCUCGCUUGAAACGACCCCGACAGACAGAGUUCAAAUGUCCGUAUUGUAAAAUUGUUUACAGGAAGAGGUACAAUCUAUCGUCACAUCUCCUUUCUCACGCGUCUCAGAGAUCUCAUGUCUGUGAAGUCUGUGGCUUAGGCUUUGCGCGUCCGAAUGAUCUCAAACGUCACAAGAAUACACAUACUGGUGACAAAAGUUUUGUUUGCGGCGGUUUCCUCAGGAAUGGUGCGUCCUGGGGCUGUGGCCGGUCUUUCGCUCGUGGGGAUACUUUAGACAAGCAUUACGAGUCAAAGGUUGGACGCGCGUGCAUCCAGCCUCUUCUGCAAGAACAGGAGACGGUCGAAUAG
Messenger RNA from Pestalotiopsis fici W106-1, 3153 nucleotides. RefSeq lists its product as uncharacterized. The coding region runs from base 1 to 3153 and encodes 1050 amino acids. The transcript is spliced from 7 exons. The record is from RefSeq and is a predicted model, not a curated record. Lineage: Eukaryota; Fungi; Ascomycota; Sordariomycetes; Amphisphaeriales; Sporocadaceae.